UUAACUUUGCUGAGACACAACAGUCAAAGCCACAGGAACAGUGAAUAGGGUAGCGUUAGUCUCCACCAGGGGGCAGCACACAGAAGGACCAGUGGGCUUUGACUGUGGUACCGGGUCCAUUUCUGUGACGUUACAGAAGGAGCUUAUAUAACACGUGAUGCAGCAGAGACUCAUCAAAGUCAGAAAACAGUGUUGGUGAGUUUCAUGGUGUGCGUCCCAUCCAACACCCAGAACUAUCCCAGCUGAAGUCUGGGUUUUUCUCAGUGUCCACACUUUCACAACAACAAAGAAACAGAAGGUUAUGAUCCACUAACGUCACAUUGGCUGGUGGGAAAGGCCACAAACUGUGGAUCUCAGAGAAAUAAAUUGCCUGAUUAUUGGACUUUGGUGGUCCUGUCUGAAUGUUGGGACUAGACCUGAUCUGAUGGAAGCUGAGCUGUGACCUGUGACCUUGAACACACAGUAGCAGUGUGAGGUGUUCACUGACGCCGACUUUCCACUUGUUCCUAGCAGAGUUUCUGCAGCUCCUUGCCAACAGGCUGCAGGAACUCUGCUACACUGAUUGUGAUUCUACCCAAAUGACGUUUACAACAAACAUCAAUGAGAGGAGUCCAUGUGACUGUGCCAAAGGGAAGAAGUGUGUUAAUUCAGUCUCUUCUGACUAGUUUACUUUGUGUUAGCUAUGCGGGUCAGAUAUGGCCCAGUCAUCCACACCCAAAGCCAACGUUCCUGGUGCUUCCCAGUCAGCCUUUCUCCAAGAUUACUGGACAGAUGCUCACAUCUGGCUUUUAGCACCGUGUGUGUGAUCACAGACAAGAAUGAAGGCAUUUCCUGUUUGUGCACGACAUUAAAGCUCUGCUUCUGACAAGGUGUGUGCGCUGGAGCCAACACACGAGGUGGAGGAGGUGUGUUUUUCCUGCACUGCUCCUCCUCCUCCUCCUCCCCCUCCUCCUCUCUCUUCGUCUCCUUCACACAUGACAGCAGCAGAGUGAGGAGUCAACUCUACCAACACACUCCACCUGGACCCGUCUCACCUGCAGCCAUGGAUUCUCACCACAUCCUGCUGCUGUGGACCUGCAGCCUCCUGUCAGAUCUGAUCCUCGGCUUCAACUUUGACGUAAAGAACUUCAAAAUCUUCUCCGGAUCCAAAGCAACUCAGUUUGGAUACACGGUCCAACAGCACGAGGCAGGAGGACGCCAGUGGUUGCUGGUUGGAGCCCCCUUCGAAGCCACGGGGAAGCAGCAGACAGGCGACGUGUACAGAUGUCCUCUGGACGACAGGAACUCAGCGAACUGCAGUCGACUCAACCUGGGGAAGGUGUCUCUGGACAACGUGUCGGAGAGGAAAGAUGGGAUGAAACUGGGAAUGUCUCUGACCUCAAGCCCCAGAGACAGCAGCUUUGUGGCCUGUGGUCCUCUCUGGUCCCACCAGUGUGGAAGCUCCCUGUACAGCACUGGAAUCUGCUCCAGAGUCGGACGCAACUUCAAGCUCUCCCAAGCCAUCUCCCCCGCUCUGCAGAGGUGUGAGACGUUCAUGGACAUUGUAAUUGUUCUAGACGGUUCUAACUCUAUCUACCCGUGGUACGAUGUCCAGGAUUUUCUUAUCAACAUCCUGCAGAAGUUUUACAUCGGCCCAGGUCAGACACAGGUGGGUGUGAUUCAGUACGGUACCACAGUGGUCCAUGAGUUCAGUCUGAGCGAGUACCAGUCGGUGGAGGAGGUGGUGGAGGCUGCCAGGUCCAUCGACCAACGAGGGGGGGAGGAGACGAGGACGGCGCUGGGGAUCAAUGUGGCUCGGUCGGAGGCGUUCCUGCGUGGUGGACGGCCCGGAGCUCAAAAGGUGAUGAUCGUGAUCACAGACGGUGAAUCUCAUGACAGUCCUCAGCUGGUGCAGGCUGUGGCUGAGAGCGAGUCUGACAACAUCACUAUGUACGCUAUUGCUGUUCUGGGUUACUACAACCGACGAGGCAUCAACCCUGAGGCCUUCCUCAAAGAAAUCAAGUUUAUCGCCAGUGACCCAGAUGAGAAGCACUUCUUCAAUGUGACUGACGAGUCGGCGCUGAAGGACAUCGUUGACGCUUUGGGAGAAAGGAUUUUCACUCUGGAAGGAACCAGCAGCCAGGGUCGAGGCUUCGGCCUGCAGAUGGCUCAGGCUGGGUUCUCCUCACAUCAAGUUAAAGACGGCGUCCUGCUCGGAGCGGUCGGCGCCUACGACUGGAACGGGGCCGUACUGAAGGAAACCAAACACGGGAAAGUGGUCCCCCACAAAUCCUCCUAUAAGGACGAGUUUCCAGAGGAGCUAAAGAACCACGGAGCCUAUCUGGGCUACUCUGUGGGUUCGCUGGUUCCGACCCACAGCUCCCAGCUGUACGUGGCCGGAGCGCCGAGGUUCAACCACACGGGCAAAGUCAUCGUGUUCACGCUGAAGAACAGUGGAAAGCUGACCAUCCUGCAGGCGCUGCUGGGAGAGCAGAUUGGGUCGUAUUUCGGCAGUGAGUUGUUGUCCAUGGACAUUGAUGCUGAUGGACGAUCCGACGUCCUGCUGGUGGCUGCACCCAUGUACUACAGCCGCGGCUGGGAGACAGGCAGAGUGUACAUGUACUCCGUCACUCCACAGACUCCACUCAUCCUGCAGGGGGCGCUUGAGCUCUCCGACCGCUCUCAGAACUCCAGGCUCGGUUCGUCGUUAGCCCAGAUAUCUGACAUGAAUGGAGACGGGUUCAGGGAGCUGGUGGUCGGGGCCCCGCUGGAAGACGACCACAGGGGGGCCAUCUACGUCUUCUUUGGUUGGCACAAAAGGCUCCAGCAGCAGUACAGACAGCGUCUGUCUGCAGCUGCUCUCGCUCCAGGUCUGCAGUAUUUUGGACAGAGUCUUCACGGUGCUCUGGACGCCAACGCAGACGGGCUGGUUGACCUCGCAGUGGGAGCUCUGGGAGCCGCCGUCAUCAUCUGGUCUCGGGCUGUGGUGCAGAUUCAGGCCAAACUCAUUUUUGAGCCAGAGAAGGUCAAUGUCUUUAAUAAAGACUGCAGGCGAGGGGGGAAGGAGGUCGCCUGCAUGUCUGUGACUGUGUGUCUGAGCCUGGACUCCAGGACCAGCAGCAGCACAAAGAGCAGGACGGACGCAGCUGUUUGGUACACGUUGGUGCUGGAUGAGAGACGGGUUCCCUCUCGGGUCGUCCUGGAUGAAGCAGACCGACAGCAGCCCAGGAGCCUGGUUCUGCAGACUGGAGGUCAGAGGUGCCAGCGUCUCGGCUUCUCUGUUCAGGAGACCACAGAUUAUGGGCGCCCAAUCGCUGUGGUUCUGGAGGUAGGGAUGCAGAACCCAAAUGAGGGGCCAGCGCUGGACCCUGACUGGCCGAGCGUCCUGAGGGCCGAGCUCCCGUUCUGGAACGGCUGUGAGCAGGAGGACGCCUGCGUCCCCGACCUCGUCCUCCACAGUCAGGCCGACCUCAUGGACGCUCAGCAGUUCUGCAGCGCGGAGAACCGGGCCGCCUGGUCGCUGUGCAGCCGCCGGGGGCCGUCGGACGGCUCCAUCUACGUGGUGGAGGCCUGGAGGAGAAGGGUGGUGGUGUCCUCGCGCCUGGAGAACCAGGGCGAGAACGCGUAUGGAGCCUCCAUCCACAUCUCCACCUCCCCCAACCUGCUCUUCUCCAGCCUCAUAGUCAAAGACCAAUCAGACGUGCAGAUUGAGUGCUACAACGAGGAGCCGCCGGCCAAUCAGAGGCUCUGUAACAUCAGCUCCCCGUUCAUGAAGUCCUUGUCCCAGGUAUCUUUCAGGCUGGAGUUUGAGUUUAACCGCUCUGUCCUUCUGGAUCACAUAAGGAUCGUCAUGGCAACCACCAGCGAGGGAGAGGAAGGUUACCCUGACGACAACGUCAACAACAUCUUCCUCCCGCUGAGGUACCAAACUGACCUCCUGUUCACCAGGGAUCCGAACAUUCAUCGCUUUGACAUCAGCUCUUCUUCCUCAUCCUGGGAACCAACCGCCUUCAACCUCACUUAUGACAUCCAGAACCUGGGCCUCUUCUCUGUGCACGACCUUCUGUUCAGGGCUGAUCUCUGGGCCGUGACCGUGCAGCAGAACCAGCUGGUGAACAUCACAGACUUCUGUAUCGAACAGCAGACAGUUGGAUCUCGCUGCACACGGCCUCACCCCAGAACCAGCAGCCGGGUCACAGCUGAGGACCUGUCUCACCUGUCACAGCUGAACCAGAGUAACAGCGUUAGCGUAGCAGUCCAGUGCAGACUGGAGCUACCGGGCAGCACAGAACUCAGGCUGGUCCUGAAGGGAGAACUUCACCUGCCGACUCUGCACACAGUGAGCUUCCGGUCUCUGCAGCUACUCAGCGCUGCCUCCAUCCAGCUGGACGCUGUCAGUCCUCUGUUCCUGCAGGAGAACCGGCCCGUCCGCCAGAUCGUACUAGAGCUGAGGAAGCAGGAUGAUCUCAGCAUCCCCGUCUGGAUCAUACUGGGAAGCUCGCUGGGAGGCCUGCUGCUCCUGGCCUUACUGGUGCUGGCCCUGUGGAAGCUUGGCUUCUUCAACAGACGGAGGCGACGGGAGGAGGAGGAGCCAGUAGCCAAUGGAGCAGCAGCAGAGGAGCUGUGACUGCUUAUCUUGCUGGAACGUAGACGGGCUGAACCUGUCACUCAGGGACCCUGACAAACCUGGUCCGGCCAUGUUCAGCCAUCAGCUUUGUCUUUGCUACCACACAACCUGUUUCCAUCUUCAGAUGUCACGUGUGGAAGUUAAAUCCCAUUACAGACAUGAAGUGGGUUUUCACUGUUUGAAUGCAGCAAAAUUAAAUGAGGGAUGAUGGAAAAGCACACAGCAGAGGCUCAAUCAGGGUCACUGCUCAGCCUGGGGUUCUGCCCACCACAGAACCAGGCUGCACCUACCGGAAACCCAGAAGGCACCUGUGAGCGGUUCAGGAAACCCGUCUGAUGAGCUGAGUUCAGUUGUGAUGGCUGCUCGACUUUCCUUUCACACCAGCGUAUCCACGGAUACGUCACUUUCUGAUUUAUAGCUGAUGCACUUUUGUUGUAUAAAGUCAAACUUGAAGUGUAAAUAAAGUGUGCGACUGAG
Molecule: messenger RNA, 5083 nt
Organism: Betta splendens (Siamese fighting fish)
Lineage: Eukaryota; Metazoa; Chordata; Actinopteri; Anabantiformes; Osphronemidae
Gene: itga11b
Product: integrin, alpha 11b
Exons: 30
Coding region: 1043-4606 (1187 amino acids)
Biological process (GO): cell-matrix adhesion; cell adhesion mediated by integrin; integrin-mediated signaling pathway
Cellular component (GO): integrin complex; external side of plasma membrane
Molecular function (GO): integrin binding
Source: RefSeq, a predicted model, not a curated record